AGUAACGCCAUAAACGGAACACUUUAGUCGCCAUAGCCAUCGUCGCGCGCAGUUCAUGACUUUUCCACAUUACUUUACAGUUUGUUUUGAAACAAGGUCUUGUGCGACAAAGGCAAAUAACACUGAAAUUUUAUACUACGCACGAGUCAACUGAAAUUCAGGGAGAUAUGGAUGUUAUUGACCUCGUGAAAUAAAGAGCGACGUAUUUGCUUCAGAGAUGUUAGACCGAACAAAGCGAAACAAAUCUUAGGUGCUGUGGGAGGAUGCAAAGUUCAAGUAGAAUACGCGUUUAGUGAGUGACGAAAAAGGUAGCGUUUCGUUAAAUAUGGAGGACAAAACGGAUAAACAAAGCACACGUAGAAAAGUAUCACUUACCGGCCAAGGAAAAGCAGCUAAAUCGUUACGAAAACGGCUGGCUUUUGCCCUCGCGAACAACGCAAAUAUUAAAUCGGAUUCCGCUACAAGUACUAGCGCUAGUGCAAGCGAAGCGUCGGAUCAAGAAACAGUGCAAAAAGAAUUGGAAGGACAAGAAGAGAGAAAAUCCUCUAUUCCACGCAAAAUAUCGCAAGGGAAAAAAUCGCCACAAGCGAUGCAGAUAUUAGCGGCCCUAAAUGAAAAUGUUAAGUCUUCAAAAACGGACGGAAGAAGCAGGAAAGGUUCUUUGCCGACCAACGAUGGAAUUAUUGGACACAAAGACGAACCUAACGUGGAAUUACAGAAACAAAAAGAAAGUGCGCAGAAUUUAGCAUUUAUGGCGAAUAUCAACAAUGACGUGUCUGACAAAAAGAUAGCUGAAAGGCAAUCGGGUCAUGACGAGUUGAUACCGAACAUGCACGAAAAAAUCACGACCAAUUCCGAAGAUAUUCUUGGUUCGCCAAAACAUGUGAAGCAUUUUAGUUUUGAAGAUGUUGAAAGAGAAGUACUCAAUUUGAGUAGGAACAUGGAUAACGUACUUCAAGAGUUUCCGAAAGUCAACAUGGCUACUGAUCGCAUUAAAAUGAAAGUUGAAGAGUUAAGAAAAGAGAGAAUUUCGUAUUAUUCCAGGGAAAUCUUCUGACAAAGACGCAAUAAUCUAUAGUCAUAGUUUUGUCUUGCUAUUCACGAGUAGGUCACUCAGCAAUAUCGAGGGGAAAAAAGCUACAUGACCAAUAACUCUCUUUGCUUUCACUAACUUUUGAGUCUGUGGAUGAAAUUAUUCAAAUUGAAAGCUACUGAGCAGGACUUUCCUGUAGUAAUGUUUAUUUUGCUGUAUAUCAUGGUUCUAACGUGUGGGUCUGUGGAUGAAAUCCUAAGUGUGAUAAUUCAAAGAGAAGCUACUAAGCAGUACGAUUCAGUGGAAAGGCGAUCAUUAUUACAUCCAAACACGGCAGAAGGAUCUGUUUUCCCAUUACAAUAUUAUUCUAAGAAAACUUGAAGAAAAAAUGUCCCGAAAAGCGCUCGAAAAUACAAACGAAAUGUGCUCAUGCUCGAUCAUGCCCCCCUGGGUAUCCUAUAAUACUCUUUAAAUCGAAUUAAUUCAAUAUGGCCGCCGUAUCGGUAAAAAGGUGUACCGCUCUAACCUCGUUCCCAGGAAGGAAGAGAGAGAACUCUGGAAACGAGAUUGCAGUCUGAUAUUUCGAGUUGGGCUACCUGUGGAUCCUAAGAUGCCUAACCGAUAUUGUUCGGCCAAAAAAAAUACCAAGGAAACUCAAUCACCUCGUCUAGUAUGCUUUUUACAACUGAUGCCUAAACUGAGGGGUGUCAAAUUAAUUAAAGGUUGAGAAACCGAAAACUUGACCAACAUAAAAUUGUGGGUGUUUUUCGGUGAGGAAGAUUGGUUUCAGCGCUAGCUUAUUAAGAAUGUAGCCACAGAAUAUGGGAGACAACGGAUCAGCGGAUAAAAAA
Molecule: messenger RNA, 1884 nt
Organism: Porites lobata
Lineage: Eukaryota; Metazoa; Cnidaria; Anthozoa; Scleractinia; Poritidae
Source: the annotation of a GenBank genome assembly